Molecule: messenger RNA, 6724 nt
Organism: Macrosteles quadrilineatus (aster leafhopper)
Lineage: Eukaryota; Metazoa; Arthropoda; Insecta; Hemiptera; Cicadellidae
Product: cadherin-23-like
Exons: 36
Coding region: 354-6065 (1903 amino acids)
Biological process (GO): homophilic cell-cell adhesion
Cellular component (GO): plasma membrane; cell-cell junction
Molecular function (GO): calcium ion binding
Source: RefSeq, a predicted model, not a curated record
UUCGUUCAGUACCGUCGCGUGAUCGUCAGCGGCAGGUGUGUGUGUGUUCGUACCUGUAGGAGCUCGACUCACGUUGCUAGCUUGGCGCCUGGAAUAGCUGUAACAAUAUUAUCCCAGAUCGAAAACGAAGCCUAUCAGGAGGUUUACAAUUUGCCAAGCUAUAAACGCUAUCCCAGCAUGACAACCUCCAACUGCAAACUCAUCUUCCACGCCACGAAGUCUACGACUCCAACAACUCAGAGGUGGCUUCAUCAGUGAUCACCAUACAUCGUAGAUGUUCACUACAGAUGAAUACACAACAUGUGCCUACUUAGACUCUAUUACAAAGUGUUCAAGAAACCGAAGCAGGGAAGAUGUUAAUACCCGUGAGAGAAUGGAAAGUGUGUGUUCAUUGGACGCUGUUUUUCAAUAAGCAAUUAUUUUUAUUAUUAUUAGUGAAUCUUUUGUUUACUCAAGUAAACGCCAACAGACCACCAAAGUUUUUGAUUGACGGGCAAACGGAAAUCGUCCUGAGGUUGAAGGAAGGCUCAGACACCCCUGCUGGUAGUUUAAUAUACAGACUGAGAGGUGUGGACCCAGAUGGAGAUACACUGACUUUUGGAGUGAGAGAGCAGAUUGGUCAUGAUAUCCUGCGUAUCGAGGGUGUUGGAGUCAAUGAAGCUAAUGUAUAUCUCAAGAAGGAGCUGGACAGAGAGGUGCGGGAUGAGUACGCGCUGGUGUUGACACUGACAGACGGCCAUCUUGGUGAGGGCAACUUCAUCACCCAGAGUCUGCUGUUGCUGGUGGAGGAUGUCAAUGACAACGAGCCAAUCUUCCGACCGUACCAGAGCUCCCUGGUGGUGCGGGAGGACAGCGGCCCUGGGAUACUUACCACCGUCGAGGCCACUGAUCUGGACGAGGGGCCGUACGGACAGGUUGUAUAUAGCCUUCAGGAGUUAGACGGUGAGAAUGAUUUAUUCUCUGUUUCAACUGUAAAUGGAAAAGGAGUCAUUCGGCUUGUGGGCCGAUUGGAUUAUGAAAGAAAGUUCCUUUAUCAGCUUAGAGUUCUAGCGAUGGAUAGAUCAAACAAUGAAAGGAUAAAUACUGCAACAGCGGCCAUCUUGGUGAAGGUACAGGACGUGGAAGAUCAGCCUCCAGAGUUUGUGGUUGUCUCUCCUGUGACGAGAGUGAGUGAGGACGCUCCUGUAGGAACAUCUGUAUUGCAAGUGAGAGCGGUGGAUGGAGACCGAGGGGUCAACAACCGUAUACUCUACUCAAUCACUCGGGGAGGAGAAGGAGUCUUCGACAUCGAUGCUCACUCUGGACUUGUCUUUACAACAACGAAGUUAGACAGGGAAUCAGCCAGCAACAGCAAUGGUGCUUACAUAAUGGAGAUUAUGGCUCAAGAGGAAUCAAGAGCAGUGUAUCCUGCGCCGACAGUGCGGACAGAAGUUACCAUUAUACUGAUGGACGUGAACGACGAAACUCCCACAUUCCGCAGCAAGAUGUACGCUUGUGAGGUGAACGAGAACGCUCCUGCUAACACUCCACUCACCUUCCUCGGCCAUGUUGUGCCUCAAGUGUUCGAUUACGAUCAGGGUAACAAUGGUACGUUUGACAUGUUCAUUGAAGAUGAUGAUGGGGUGUUUGAAGUAACUCCCCGGCAAGGAAUCAACGAAGCUUCAUUUCUAAUAAGAGUCAAAGAUUCGUCUAGAAUCGACUUUGAAAAAUCAUCUGUGAUAAACUUCACCCUAGUGGCUAAGGAAACUGUUGAGAGGAGGCCGAAGUCUAACCGUGUACCUGUCACUGUGUUCAUACGAGACAUGAAUGACAAUUUUCCAGAAUUCACCAAACCAGUGUAUGAGGCCAGGCUGGCAGAGAACUCUAGAAUUGGCACAGUGGUGGUGAAGGUACAAGCCCAUGACAGGGACUCUGGAGACCUGGGGACGAGAGGCAUCCGCUACACCAACCUCGGAGGCAGCAUUGCUGAUCUAUUAUCACUGGAUCCCAUCACUGGGGUGAUCUCAAUAAAGGAGGAGAGUCCAGCUUUUGAUCGAGAGUUGGUGUCAAGGCACUUCCUCACCAUAGAGGCCAGAGACAGUCGAGGUCUGGGGAACAGGAACUCGGUGCAGCUGAUCCUAAACAUCGAAGAUGUAAACGAUAAUGCUCCACAGUUUGUACACAGCAAAUAUGAAGCCAGACUCCAAGAAAACCAAUCUGAUUUUGAUUCACCUCUUAUUGUAGAAGCAAGGGAUUUGGAUCUCAAUGGUACUCUGAACAGUCAGGUGCACUACAGUAUUGUAGAGUGGGAUGCUUCUGUGUCUAACUUCACGGUAGAUCCAACACUGGGGCUCGUCCGGCCAUCGUCCCACAUAGACUUUGAGAAACUCGCUCGUACGCAAGGCGGCCCAGCAGAUGUCAGUGUGAGAAGUGUUCAUCUCACAAUCAGAGCCAAGGAUCUCGGCACACCUUCUCUGUUCUCAGAAGUGCCUCUACUGGUCUAUGUUCAGGAUAUCAACGAUAACGAACCUUACUUUGAGCACGAAUUGUAUGAACAGACGGUACCUGAAGAUUUGAAAGGGGGCAGCACUGUUUUGCAGGUGAAAGCGUCAGAUGACGAUGCAUCAUCACCCAACAAUCAAGUAGUGUAUCGCAUCCAGUCUGGUGCGGGUGACAAGUUUGUGAUUGACCCGACCUCAGGAAUACUGAGCGUUGCCAACGGAGCAAGCCUGGACCCAGAUGGAACUGACCCGCGGACAAUGCAAUACAGCAUGGUGGUGGUGGCUCUUGAUGGGGGUAUUGGGAAACAUCAAAUGACGGCGACAACACAAGUGGAAAUCAAAAUACAAGACGUCAACAACAAACCUCCUGUGUUGAUUGAUCCUGGCACUGUUCGAGUCAUGGAGAACACCAAGGUAGGACAGUUUGUUCAUCGGGUGAUAGCGACUGAUCCAGAUGAAAAGUCGUCUCUAAGAUUUUCAAUAGACAGAGAGGAUUGUGAAGCCAGAAGUGAAGAAGGAACAAUCAUAAAACCAUCCGAGUUUGACUUCUUGUCUGCUUUUGAAUUGAACCCGGUCGACGGAUUGUUACGAGUUGUCAAACUCCUGGAUCGAGAGCGGGUGGAGGUGAUAAGGUUGGCAAUAAGAGUUGAAGACACAGCAUCAAUGAAUGGGAAACAGAUCACGUCAGGUGUACUGACAAUCGUGAUAGAAGAUGAAAACGACAACAACCCAAUGUUCAGGAAGCCUUUCUACCGACGUUUCAUAACAGAGAACAGUCAACUUGGUGUUCCCAUCAUCAACGUUGUAGCGGACGAUGCAGACAAGAACAGAACCAUCACUUACAGUCUGGAAGGUGCUCCCAAGAUGACAGAGUUAGUACAUCUGGAUCAGCAGACUGGAGAAAUCGUUGUUGCCAAUCGUAUUGACCACGAGCAGACUCCAUGGCUGAACAUGUCCGUGCGAGCUACAGACUCAGGCAUACCACCACGGUCCUCCUACGUUGACGUGUUCGUACAAGUCAUUGACGAGAACGACAAUAAUCCAUACUUUAUCGGAAACAUCAGCAACAUCACACUGAGAGAAGAUACUCCAAUAGGGGCUGAAGUGACAGUGAUUGAAGCUCAUGAUGCUGAUUCAGGGGAUUAUGGAAAAAUUACUUAUUUACUUGACCGGAUCUCUUCACUGGGAAAAUUUCAAAUCAACCCAGAGACAGGGGUGUUGAAUGUGUCUGAUCGUCUGGACAGGGAGGAACAAGCCUCGUACAUUCUGAUUGUAGAAGCGUGGGACAACUAUCAGUUUGGCUACUCUAGUGGGGAGAGUAGAAACGCUUUCAAACAGAUUGGAGUGACUAUUUUGGAUGUGAAUGAUGAGCCACCAAUGUUCACAUCCCUCCCAGAGUCUUGUGUGGUUGUCACUGAGUUUCAUGAGCCAGGAGAAACUAUCUUCUCUCUCAAAGCUUCUGAUGACGAUGAUCCAAACACUCCAAACGGCUGGGUCUCCUUCUCAAUUUUGGCUGGCAAUGAAGAAGGUUUGUUUGAAAUUGAACCACUUGACCACUGGUCAGCAAGACUUUAUUCACCCAGCUCAUUGAAAGCAAAAUAUGGAAAUUAUACCCUGGCCAUAAAUCUGCAAGACCUUGGCACACCUCCAAACUCAGUUGUUGGCAAUUUGAACAUUUGUGUGACUGAUUUCAACGAUAACUCACCACAGUUCAUCUAUCCUCCUCAGAAUAUAACUAUUCGAAUUCCAGAGAACGCAACAGUGGGAAGUACUGUAAUCACAGUGAAGGCGGUGGAUGCAGACGUUGGGCCCAAUGCAGCAGUGCGCUACAGGCUGCGGCAAGACCUGACAGGAGACUGGGCGACGUUCAGAGUAGAUCAGGACACCGGACUCAUAACUCUGAAGCAACCUCUCGACCGAGAAACUCAGAAACUGUACCAGAUCCGAGUUGAAGCUUAUGACCAUGGCACUCCAACUCCUCUGUCUUCAGACCUAGAUUUGACAAUCUACGUCAAGAAUGUGAAUGAUUACCAGCCCCAGUUUCUGGUAGAAGACUUCCCCGUCAACUUCACAGAACACACAGCACCAGGCAGGGAGCGUCGUCUGUUGGCGGAGACAGUUGACAGAGAUGAAGUAGACGAACUAGACGACCCUCGCACUCCGGUUUGCUACUUCAUAGUGGCUGGCAACGACCACGGCUACUUCAACAUUGAACCUCUCUCUCAUGAAAUCACUGUAACCAGAGAACUGGACAGAGAGGAAGAAGACAUGCAUGUGGUGGUGGUUAAGGCAAGUGAGGACUGUGUCUCCCCUCCAGCAGUCAACAGCAGUUACUUGGACCUGAGAGACAGCACCACCCUGCGUGUGCUGGUGUACGUCAACGACAUCAACGACAACCCUCCACACUUCGUCAAGGAGGUGUUCACCGGGGGCGUCACCACGGACGCUGACUUUGGCACGGAGUUCAUGCAAGUCAGGGCUGAAGACGCAGACUACGGACCCAACGCAGAAGUCCGCUACUACAUGGCGGGUCCAACGCAGAUGACACUGAGCGAGGGGAUGGAGAAUAUACAACAACCACCCUUCCUGGUAGACCCGAGCUCUGGGGUAGUGUCCCUGAACUUUGACCCACAGAGGGGCAUGAAGGGUUACUUUGACUUCAAGGUAAUGGUAAAUGACUCAGGAGGAUUGUCAAACACUGCAAGAGUCUUUAUCUAUCUCCUAAGAGAAGACCAGAGGGUGAGAUUUGUGCUGAGGCAGCAACCCAUAGAAAUCCGGGAGAAGAUUGACGUCUUCAGAGAAGUACUGGGGAAUGUGACUGGAGCGAUAGUCAAUGUAGAUGAAGUGAAAGUUCACGAGACAAUGGACGGACGGGUGGACAAGACAAGGUCUGAUCUAUAUCUUCACUUUGUCGACCGAUCUGACAACUCCAUCAUGGACGUGAGCAAGGUGCUGCGAAUGGUGGACCAGAGUAUUGAACAUCUCGACUCACUGUUCAAGGAGUUCAACGUGCUGGACACCCAGGCUGCUGAGGCUGUAGCACUGGUGCAGGCUGGCAGCCCUGACAGUGUUGUGUGGCUCUGGUUGGUUGGCACCACUGUGUUCCUCGGACUCAUGUUGGUAGUGGUGAUCUCCAUCUGUUUGUCUCAGAGAGCCUCUUACCAACGACAGCUUAAAGCUGCCACCAUCACUGCUUUUGGUUCGACAGAGUCUGACAUGACCCGGGUGACUGGGUCUGGUCCGGGUCGGCUACCCAACACUAACAUGCACAGUGUCGAGGGGUCAAACCCAAUCUGGAUGCAGGCCUACGAGAAUGAGUGGUACAAGGAGGACGACUCAAUGAGUCAAACGUCUGAAAGAGACUCUCUGGAUGAAAACGCAGUUGUGAGUGUGCAAACACAAGAUGGAGGAGCAAACUCUUCAUGCAACAGCCAAACCAACAUAAUAAAACCUGAGCGAAGGACAGUAAAGGAACAGAAUGACCUGAACAGCAAAAGCAGUUCCUAUCAUCAGAACCUGUACCAGCAUCUCGACAAGCUCAGCAACCCUCUGAUUGCCAAAAAACUGGAAACAACAGAACUAUAAAGUAGUUUUUGUAAAUGUAAAUCUUUCUCUUGAUCUCUCUUUAGUUUCAACCAACUUUUUACAAUCAGUAAAAUUAACUAACAGCUAUACACCACAGUACAACACGUCAAAAUCGAUUCAAAAGUAAACUUAUUUUUGGUUGGUAUAAAUGAACAGCGUAAUAGGAGAUAUUAGUGAAGCAGAAACCAAUACACAACAAACUCAUUUGAGGACAGAAUUUAAGGCAGUUGAUUGCACACAAAAGGUUCACAGCAUUUAACCUAAUGUAUCCCCCUCUUUGGAGUUCCUGCAAGAAUAGACUAAAACAUGGUUAUAAAACUGGCACUUGUUUGCUCUCAAUUAAUUGCCUGGAAGUAUUUUCAUAAGUGAGUUGGUUUACUUCAUCCUCGUGUAUGCCUAUGCCAAAUGUAUUUUCCUAAAAUAACUAAUAAGACAUAAGAACUGUAAUAGUUAAUAGUUUAUAUUUCCUUUUUUUAAAAGUUUGGAUUAAAUUUAUUUAAUGUGUUGUGUGAUUCUUUUAUAUAUAGUUACUAUACAGCUGGUUUGUAAAUUAUCUCGUAACAACGAAUGAAGUACUUAAAUAAGAAUUGAUUUUACAAUUUUUAUGUAUCUCUUUUACUUGCCAAUCGAUGUAUUUUUGUACAAUUUAUUUAAUACUA